ACUCUCGCGCAGUCACAGCGGACGGACGUGCGUGUGCGGUACGUAGUCCGUGUGUUCGCUCCGAAUGUUUUGGCGUUAGAAAAGCCACACCAAAAAGCCAACAGUGAGGAGGUAAUGCAAAGAAGCUGAAACGAUCCAGCGCAGCAAUAGAACAGCGUGCGGUGGCGCCGGCCAAAGCGGUGUGCAUUUCAAAUAGGGAAAGAAAAAGGAAUCGUGCUGCUUUUUUCCCCGUGCACUGCGACGCAGAGUAGUGUGCCCGGUGAGGGGGAGUCGCCGCCCCGGUUGUGUCUGUGAUUGCUGUGUGAAGGAUAGUGCAGUGUGCGUUAUUUAACAGUUUGGUGAUUUGGGCGAUUAGCGAAAAUCAUUGGUGCGAUAACGCCCCGUGCGUGUGUGUGUGCGUCUGCAAAGUGUCCAGCGAAGUGUGUGGGGGUAGUGUGGCAGGGCUGGUUGGCAGGGGUGGUAUCGUGGGCGGUGUAUGUGCGUUUGUUGAGUGGUUUAAUUGGCGUUCUGUGUGCGGCCACAGUGGUGCACACUCACACACCAACACAGAAGGUGAGCAGAGUUGAAUGAAAAGUGCAUCGAAUCAGUGCAGAAAAGUCUGCUCGGUGAAUAUGUGAAGUGCGUUUUCCUUCCGAGCCAUUUCUUCGCUGGAAGAGGCCCGUAUUCCGUUCUUGUGGGCUUCUUUGUUUAGGGUGUGCAGAGCAGAAGGAGUGCGAAAGAGAAGGAGUGUUGGUGUGUGAAACGAGAGCAAGCGAGCGAGAGCGAACGCGCAGACACACGCACACCGCAGGAGAGCAAGAGCACGAGCGAGAGAAGAAAAUAAAAAGGAGAAGAAGAAGGCAGAAAAACAACAUCAACAGCAGCCAACGACCGCGCUUGAACCCAUUGGACAAGGUUCUAGAGUUUGAAUAAGCCAACCCAUUCCUUGCCACCAUCAUCGUUCCCACCGACAACCGACAGAGGGUGCUGUACUGUCGUGCUCUUCUUCCAUCCCUGCCGUAUUACUGUCACUGCCUCACAAACCAACGAAACCAAAGUGGCCAAGCUACGACCGUCUGCCAUCACAAACACACUUUGCCAAUCUUCCUGAAAAGCUGGACAUCAUCACACGGGGUAACGAGUAGCAGGAUCGGUGCUCCAAAACACGUCACCGACCGACCGGUCGCCUGUAUUCGCACCCCAUUUGCCAUUAGUGUCGUAUCGUCGAGCGCCCACGCAGCAUCACGAAACUUCCCCCAACGUCAUUAUGGCGACCACGAUCGCUUCCAGAAGCGGGCGGCUGCUCGCCCUGCUGCUCAUACUGCCCGGUGCGUUCGUAGCGGUAGCACAAGCGGAACCGAUACUGAAGAUCCGCACGACUGAGUUUACCCGGUUUAACGAAGCUGUCGAAAUGCAAAGCUCAACGUCGUACAAUGCGCGCGGCAUGGCACCGCUGUACGAGAUCACCAAUCGCGUCAUCGAUCUGUUCGUCGACGAGAAUCCCAUCCCGGACGGUUACAUUACCGUGAAGGAAGGCGCGAUCGCACCCGGACCGAACGUUUCGGACAACAAUUGGGGCCCGCUGCUGAAGCAGUACUGGGCGAUCCUGCUGGUGGCGGCCCUGUGCAUCAUCAUGAUCGCGCUAAUGCCCAUCAUGGGACUCUGUCUGUGCUGCUGUCGGUGUUUCGGUGGCUGCGGCGGACGAUCGCAACCGUUCGACAAGAAACACGACACCUGCCGGCGGGCCAUUUUGGGCUUCCUGCUGAUCUGCUCCACCUCGGCUUUGGUAUUUGGCGUGGUGGUUGCGUUCGUCACGAACAGCUACAUGCAGCAUGGGGUGGAAAACAUUACCACUUCCGCCCGGCACGGUGUGCACGACACCCGCCUGUACCUGCAGACCACCUCGGCCCACAUCGACCACGUGCUGAACAAAAACUACCAGGAGCUGAACAACGAUCUGAAGCAGCUGCUGCACGACGCCUCGGACAACAUUAUCAAGCGGCUGGAGGAGGAAUCAAAGGCGGAAAAGCUGACGACGCUGUACGAGUUCGUGGAGAAGCUGCCCGGCAUCAAGGGCAGCCUGGAGAAGAUGAAGCAGCUUACCAGCGAGCUACGGAUCACUGCCUCGCAGCUGAACGAUGGACUGCGCGGUGUGAAGCGAGAACUGCUGACUUCGCUGAACAAGUGCGGCACGCAGGAGUGUAUUAAGGUGAUGGACGAUUACAAGAUCGGACGGUUAAAUGUGAACGGAAUCGACUACAACUCGAUACAAGACAGAUACUUCCCGAGGCUGCCCGAUCUCUCUCAAAUAAUAGAGAGUGUUAAGCAGCUAACGGACAGCAGCCUGGGCAGUGCCAUCCACCAGGGUGUCGACCAGAUGAACGAACUGAAGAGCACGCUGCGGCAGACUGUGCUGCAGAAUAUUCCGAAAGUGCAGGCCGCUUCGGACUCGACCGGGAAGGCCAUCAAGGACGUGUCGAACAUGCUGACCUCGCGGCUGAACAACGUGGCCGACACGCUCGGCAACAAUUCCUACAAGCACCUGGACACGGCGGACGAGUACAUCGAGCAGUACAGCAUCUACCGCUACUACGCCGGGCUGGGCAUUAGCUCCGUGCUGCUGCUGAUACUGAUGUGUCUGGUGUUUGGGCUGCUGUGCGGCAUCUGUGGCAAGCGGCCGGACGGCUACGGUGACGAUUGCUGCAACAAGGGUGCUGGUGGUCGCUUCUUGAUCUUCUCGGUUGCCAUCAUCUUCCUUACCUUCUCCGUCAUUUUGGCGGUCGCGUUGGCCUCCUUCCUGGUGGGCACGCUGACGCGCCGUGCCGCGUGCGACUCACUGCGCGACCCGGCCAACGAUCAGAUCAUCAACUAUCUCGACCAGUUCGUCGAUCUCAACCGGCUGUACGCGGAUCUGCGGGCGCAGGCAGAACGGUCGCGCACGAAGCUGCAGGUCAGCGAGCAGGUAGAACCGGUCCACAUCGGCGAGGUGAUUGUGGCCUGCCAGCAGAACGAAACGAUCUACAAGGUGCUGAAGCUGAACAACUUCAUCGACAUCCGUACGAUACGCGACUUCCCGGAACACUACGGCAUUACGCGCGAGCUGGCGGCGCUGAAGGAAAAGAUCAAGAUCCAGUCGGUGCAAAUCCUGACGCCGGAAGCGACGGAAGACAUCCGUGCGCUGCAGGAGUCGAAGCUGAACGAUUUCGAUGUGGAUAAGUUUACCGACAAUUUGACCUUCAACAUCACCGAGUACAACUUGAACGAGAUUGCCGACAAGCUGCGAGAGGUGGCAAAUCGUGUGCCAUCCGGCAAGGAAAUGAACGACAUCAAAGUGAACCUCAAAAACCAAGCGCUCCAUCUGUCUUCCUACCAGACCAACCUCGUCGAUCCGAUGAUUGCGUCUACCAACGAGCUGAUUAAGCUGUCCACCACGCUAGACACUAGCCUGAAGUUUGGCGAAAAGUCAUUCUCGGCGGCGAUCGAUAAGUUCCUGACCCAGAUCAAGGACGCCGAGGAGUACAUCAACAAGUAUGGCAAAACGUUCGUGCAGAACGUGACCGAGGAGCUGGUGUCCGGGUUUAACAACCAGAUCCAUUCGUACAUCACGCUCGUGAUCGAGUCGACCGAGGGCGACAUUGGGCUGUGCGGACCGGUGUACAACGUUUACGAAUCGGUCAUUGUAGCGUCGUGCAAUCGCAUCGUCGAUCCAUUCAAUGGAUUCUGGGCUGGCGUUGUGUGGUGUCUGCUACUGUUCCUGCCGUCGAUCAUUUUCGGCGUCAAGCUGUCGACGCUGUACCAAAAGUCGGAUCCUUACCCGGGCCCGAUGGUGGAAUCUGAGUAUCUGUAUGAUGCCUACACCGAGCGUGAUAACAUUCCUCUCGCGAGUGGUCCGAAAAACAAGCGCCGCAAGAAGCAGGACCGUCGCCGUGAGUCGCGCGAUCGCCGCGAGAUCUACUACGAAGAGGGCAGCCCUUCGCACAGCCGCGACCCGCGGUACAACGAUAUGGCUCCGAAUGUAGUGUCACAGAUCCCUUCAAUACUAACCCAUCGCGGCAGCGAUACGGCGGCCUCUUCGCUCCCGCCACCCCCGGUACUACUAACAACUUCCCAGCAGCAGCAGCAGCGCACUACACUGCACCAACGACACCACUCUACUCCCCUGCCACUGUCACUGCCAAUGUCGCUGUCUGCGCCGGACGAGUCGCUGGACGCAGAUCCACCACCACCAUCUGCACCCUACAGCGGGUAUCAGAACACCAGUCCCGCCUCGUUCCGGCGGUCUCAGCCCCGGCCGGAGUACGGUGGUGACUCACCGAACCGGAUGCUUAGCCGUUUGUUUAGCAAAAGCUUCUUCGACGACUUUCAAACGGCACUGGAGCAGGUCGAUCGUGUGCCUGCCGGUGGUCGUGGCUCGUCCGAUCUGCUAACGGUGACGGGUGUGCAAGAGCGUCGGCCGCACCAUAACGCCUUACUGCUGCAGCAGCAGCAGCAGCAGCAACACCAUCAACACCACCAUCAUCAUCAGCAUGUGCCACCACGGCCCGGGCAUGUUAGCCGAAGCAAUAGCAGUAGCGUUGGAUCGGUCCGAUCGAUGGCGCUCGUGCCGACGCGGACGCCUUCGCCGCUCGACUUCCGUACCAUGUCCUUCCGGCGGCCCCGUUCGCUGGCCAGUGAGGAGCAGAGCGGUGGCAAGCAGUCCGCAACCCGUACCGACAGUGGUUACGAGAAGUACUAGCGUGUCCUGCCCUGGAUUGGUGUGCGAGUAGUGUAGACAUAGCGAGAUUCGUCGGACAGCGGCAAAGGGACACGGUCCGUCGAUGCGGUUAGACCGUUGUGGCGAUGAUGGGCACCGUGGUGACAGGUUUUCCUACCGGAGCAUCAUCCUUGCUAUAUCUCUCGCUCUCCCACUCUCUCUUUCGCCUUACAAAGGGAACAAAACCGCUCGUGUAUGUUGUGGCCAUAGUCAUCUCAUUAUGUUUGUGCUGAUGUUGUUGUUGUUGUGUUGUCGUUUUGGUUUCCUCUAGGUCCACUCCUAUUCACCUGUUUACUGUAAUUUUCUACCUCGGUACGCUACACUCGUUUACUUGCUUGUUUGUUGUUCCCCCAAGUGUGUUUGUGUUAAUUUUCACGUUCCGACACAAUUCCCUUUAGAAGAGGACAUUUGGUAUUAGCGGCACUACGCUGUCGGUGAAAGUAAAGAGCACUUCUCUGCGUUACAUUCGAGCAGCGUUACAUGCUAAAGAAAAUACCCAGGUUGCAUUUUGACCAUACCUUUCCAGCCGACUAACUGGUGUUGGUUUUGUAAUAUUCUAGUUUGGCGGUUUUCAACCAAAAUAUUUAUACAAAACAUGUAGUUUUUCAUUAAGUGGAUUGAUUUCGAUGCUACGUUAGUAAUUUGAUUUAAGUCUGUAUGAAGCCAAAUUUUAUCAUUUUGGAUUGAUUUUUGAAUUUCAAUAAAAACAUCAUUUAUUUUGCCCUUAGCAAAUGAUUUGUCAAACAGUACAAUUAAUUUAAAGAGCUGUAUUUCGGGGACUAUUUGUAUAGUAACUUGCUAUUGUUGAAAAAAUCAAAUUUGUUUUUUAGUUCCGCUUCAAGACUCAUCGAAAUAUUACAGUAACGGAUACGAGAAGUAAACCGAAAUCGAAAAUAUCAACAAAAAAUUUGUUUUGAUGUUUACAAUUUGGAUGUCAUUACAGACUUUUCAUAUACGAUCUGAUAAAGUUGCCAUACUUUAUGGACUCUGUGUGACGUUGAGUGAUACUUGAUGUCUAUUUUUUGUUGGUAUUUGAAAAAAGUAUUUUUUUUUUCUAACGAUUUUUUUGCUUUCUUCUUUUAUGAAGAAAAAUAACUCAAAAACAUAAAUUUGUGUGUAAAAAUUUAAUUUUAGGUGCCCGAUAUCGUCCGCAUCAAAAGAACGUUUCCUAAGUGCAUUAUUUGCAUCAUUAUCACAUCUAAAUUUGAAUCCUUUCAUUGAGAGGUACGAAAAGCUUUCAUUUAAACUGGAGGUGUUAAAAACGAAUCUUUUUGGAGAUCAGCGUCUCAGUCUCGGUUCAUUCAAACACGUAUUCUGGAUCAUUUGAUCGGGUCAAUCAAUCAAUCGUUCGUUCUCUGCUAACCUGCCAGUUAAUGUCAAAUCUGCAGUAAAAGAGAAAGAGAACAGAUUUUACAGGGCUUUUCCAAGGAUUUUUGGUUGUUUCCAAAAACUUGUUUUGGAUGCUUCCCAUAGUUUUUUGGUGCUUGCGAACCGGUUCAUUCAUUUUUUCUCGUGAACAGAAUGAACCGCACGGUGCUGGUUCAUUUGACACACCUCUAGUACAAGACAAUCGCUAAAGUCGCAUCCAUACGAUUAGCGCAGAAGAGUCAGGGUGUUUGUUAAUUUUUGUAUGGAAUUGACACCUCGCACGCAUAUAUCUCCAUACAAUUGCACAUUGUGAACAAAUAUUCGUGUACACACGCCUUAAUAAUAGACAUUGGUGAUGGAAUCCAAAGCGUGAGUCAGAUCACAGCGGUGGGACCAUGCUUUCUCGUUUUUAUAUUAAGAAUCACAUACGUGUCAGAUGUGUCUGUUCUGCUAUCUGGGGAGAAAAGAAUGAUGAUCCGAAAUUGAUACCUGCUCACUUGCUCAUUUGGCGCAUUUGAUCAUUCGUCUCUGCGUCCCUCAGAGAACGGAUGAUCCGGAUCAUUCAAAAAUUGAUGCUUGUUUCACUCGCUCACUUUACAGAUCCGGAUCGUUUGAACGAAUCCGUAUCUGUUCAAUAUUUUUGAGCUUUUUGUCUUUUUUGGGCUUAUGGCAAUGUUCCUACUUCCGCAGUACAGUGAUACAUUGAAUAAAUGCUUAAACCAAUAUGCUGCUUGGGUGUUAGACCUACAGGCGUAACGCGUAACGCUAACGUAACGUAUAGUAAUGUUUUGUACUUUUAUCCUACUGUCACACUAGCUACACUAGCACAGUAACACUAGUAAGGGUUUCGUGGCACAAUCAGUGCUUUACCACCGCUGUACAUACACUUUCCUUCUUCUCACGGUGAUGUCUGGUAGACAAAUUGGGUGAUCAUUCAUUGAAUAAGAAGGCUUUCUCGGAUUUGUUCCUCAUUUUCUUAAUCACGCACAAAAUCGAACUGAAAAACUUCCAUUCCAACCCACACAUAUUUGGUUUUCUUCAUAUCUCACACAACCAAGAUGUUUGUGUAAAUGUCGUGAAAAACUGUAACGUUUGUACCAUGAUGUUAAUGUAUGUGUGUCUUUUUUCUUAUACAUUUCUUUAAAUAUUUGUCUUUUUCCCUUUUCUUUCCCUUCUUUCGGGAUAUAAUUCGAUUCUACCACUACGUUCCUCAACCGUCAUCAACGAUCCAUCGGUCCAAACGAUUCUGCUUCGCUCUGGUCUCGUUCACAAACACACCCAACCCUACACAAAUUCCCCUAAAACUAAACU
Anopheles merus is the source of this 7411-nucleotide messenger RNA. Its product is annotated as prominin-like protein. The transcript has 15 exons. The record is from RefSeq and is a predicted model, not a curated record. Lineage: Eukaryota; Metazoa; Arthropoda; Insecta; Diptera; Culicidae. Gene Ontology annotation, cellular component: membrane. Bases 1247 to 4714 code for a protein of 1155 amino acids.